Molecule: messenger RNA, 5348 nt
Organism: Mercenaria mercenaria
Lineage: Eukaryota; Metazoa; Mollusca; Bivalvia; Venerida; Veneridae
Exons: 2
Coding region: 3495-4460 (321 amino acids)
Source: RefSeq, a predicted model, not a curated record
AUUUCUGACGGGGUGUCGGUAAUAUUUACUGAUUGUGUCAUAAAAUCAGAUUUGUCUAGAUUUAUACGACUUUCUUUAAUUAAUUUAGGUUUACUUGACAAAGACCUCUAUGUAGGUUGCUGACAACUUCCCCAUAUGAACUAAAUGUGACCGACAUAUCAUUAAGUGACUGAUCUGUAAUGGAAACCGUAAAAGACAACAUUUACCUAGCAAAGAAAUUGAACAUGUCAUCUAGUUUUAUGAUCGUAUUGCACUACACCUAAUCAACUUAUAAGACAGUAUGAAAAAGUAAUACAUUAUAACAUAUAAAGUUGAUUUUUAAUAUUCAUGAAAGUGUAACUGCUAGAAAGUAAUGCACAGUUUAAGACUUUGGAUUUACUAUGUAUCGUAGUGAACAUAGUCAUGUCGGUUGGUAAGUGAACAGACUUGUUACAGUUUGUAAUCAAAGGGUAGAUGUCCAAUUAGGAAAAAAAACGUUCAUAAGCAGGAGAUAAAGGGUAACAGGCUACUCAUCUGAUUAUUCUUUGUUUGCAUUCCCAAUGGACUGUCUGUCGAAAGGCAUGUUAUCAAAAUGUUGACUACAGGGCCUUUCCAGAAAUUUGACUGUUGAGUCAUCAAGUUAUCUAUCUGAAUGCCUGCUAGUCCAAAAUAGUCGUCACUAUAAAGGUAUGUUAGCAUAAAAGUCAACACAUAUGGAUAAACUCCUUAUUUGUCAGAAGACAUAUCACUUUUAAAUUACAAUCGUCUGAAAGGCGAGUGUCAACCUUAAACUCAAGUGUUAUUUUUUUAGUUUUUAGGUUUGGCUAAGGUUUAAUAUUAGUUCAAGUAACAGGUGUACGGACUUUUAGACUAACGGGUUUCUUCAUUGUAUUCUCGUAGGUGGUAGAAGGCGACUGUUGUAAUUCAAUAUUUUUAUAGGUAUGGGCUUAACUGCCGAUUGUACAACAUAUAAGUAUUUAAAACAGAGAAUUAAUUCAGUUACGAUGGCUACGGGACCUCCUAUUAUCAGCCGACAAAUACAAGGUAUAUUGCUUUUUUACAGAGUACGUUUGCUUGAAAUUGUCCAGCUGACAGUGAGAACUACGUACACUCCCACAAUCUUAUCCUUAACCCCCACUUUAUUAUCCUGAAUAUACCACUCAGACAUUUGUCGUAGGGCAAAUUAUCUCAAUUUGUAUAUUUACUUGUAACUUUACAAUAAAGUAUACGAUAAAACAUAAUUAGUGAAGCAGUCCUGCAGUUUUCAAUUCCAUAACUACCAGUUUUAUUUAAAUGCACAAAUGAUCCAAGGGAAAUAAUUAAAAAAACAGCCCGCCCCAUAACCGCCGAAAACCCUCCAAUACCCCUUUUGUACCUGUAUCCAAUAUAAUAUAUGUGUCCCGUUAUAGUACACUAAUACCUUAUUAACCUGUGACCCGUAGCCUUUAUGAUGAAUGCAAUGCUUCAUUUCAUUCGCCUUCGCUAAAUUGUAGUGACCACUACGUUGUUUACCAUUAUUACUUUUGAAGUAAAUAAAUAAUAUAUACAUAUCUUCGGUAUUAUUUUUCAGUUUGUAGCGUCCCGCCAGUACAAAAAAUGACCCACGUCCACACAAUCAACUAUAAAUUUGUUGCCACAUCAUAAGGCUGAGGCUAUAGGAUGAGGGCAGAAAUUAGCUCUACCGGCUGGAAGCAGGCCGUGGCACAGUUUUGAGGAUUUCCAGCAGGUGUGAACUUGCAAACACCGCACAUGUAUACUCUUAUUUUCUUUUUUACUUCUUUCAAACUACUUUGUAUGACUUGGCAUGUUAAGGUUAUUUACUAAAAGCAUCUAUUUUCAUUACUUUCACAUAAUCAAUGUCAUUGUUUAGUGUAUGCAGUGAAGUUUGAACGUGUUUAUAUAGGAGAACUUCGAACUCAUAUUUUUUGUUUCAUUUUUGAGCAAUAUAUGUUUUAUGUAUGUGUCAUAUUCCCCUUAGGCAAAUUAUUGUUUACUGACCUAGUUUUAAGACAUCAUGUAAAUUUUAAUACACAAUAUCCUAUUGUGUUCUGUAACAAUACUGAUAUAGAGUGUUUGACAGUUAUUUCUAAAAAGAGAUUAUCCUUGAAUUUUCCAGAAUGUUCUUUUCAUUCUUAGUAUUACUUGAAAACUCUCGAACCUUCCAUUAUACAAUAAACAGUGAGAUAGUUUAGGACUAAGACAGAAUCUAGACUGUAGAUAUUGGUGAAACGUUCAUGUAUUUCUUAAUAACAAAAUAUUACCAGUUUGGAUAUUUAAUAUUUUGAAGGAUUAUUUGAAGAAUCAAGUAAAAUUUGUGGAUUUAGUAGGUUCUCUUUGAAGAGAGGAGUUAUGGUUUUUAGAUAUGCUAAAGUUACUUUUGAACUGUGUGGAACAUUGUGGAAUUUAUUUUAAUUUUAUCUAAAUUUGACUUUGACAGGAUUCGGACUAUUUUACAUAUUACUAAAUUGUACGCCUCUUUGAUAUUUUUGAAGGUAUUUAUAUUGUUGCUUAAUUUCAAGAAUAAAAUUUUGUCUUUGUUAAUAGUUGCUGGUUUGUCAUUCUGUUACUUUUCUUUACUGUAAUAAGAAAUCGUUACCCCUCUGACGUAACAUAUGUCCAAGUACAGAAUGCAAUCACCUUUGUUUUAAGUUAUUAUUGCAGCGAAAAUAAAGCGAGAUCAGCCCUGUUUUUGACACAAAUCUUUACUUCUAAAUAUCGAUACAGUUUAUAGGCAGUGUGCAUAAUGUUUUAAUAUAUUGUCCCGUACACACCAGAUUUGGUGAUUUAACGAUUUUGCUACAUACAGAACGAGUUACAUAUAUUUCCGCUCUGCUACUCGCCUUGUUGUUGUGCAGUGAGAAAACUGUUAUGGUAGAAAAUCUAGUAAUCUUAGCCAUCUUAGUUACAAUUAUACAAGCAACUUAAGACCAGUCGUGAAUAUACUAGACAUCUAAGAUAUUUAUGCUAAAAUUUGUUUAAAGAAACACGCAAAAUUCUUAAUUUAGCGUGAGAUAUAUCUUUUCGUAAAAAUGUUUCUGUUAAACACUUCCAUCGAUUGUAACAACAUGCUAUCCGAAUGACUAAAUAAUACUUAAUAAACUUUGCAUGAUUUUUUCAUUUCAUGUAUCUUUGAAACGACUUUUCAACACAUAGAUAUUCAAAGGUUUUAGUGAUACGGCUGGAAAUGGAUCAUAUGUAAUAAAUUUUGUGUCUGCUGUUAAAAGGAAACAUUUCAACUGAAUGAGGAAUGGUCUGUAUAGUGUUUGAAAGAAUGAACUUGGUUUGUUAUGCUAUAUAUUUUUCAUUGUUUCAUAAUAUACUGUGAACCUUGACUUAUCGGCUUGUUAAUCAUUAAUCAUCUGUUUAAAGAAAAUGGAUAAUAUAACAAAAAUACACUACAUAGGAAUACUUAAAAGGAAUACAAACUGCAUCAUUCCUCAUGUUUGUUAUUUAGUUGUUCAGCCUAUUUAUACAAAAUGUAUUUAGACGAUGAUAUUUCGAAAGGAGGUUAAAUCAUGAAACUCUUUGUUAAAAUACUUUGUUUGUUUAUGUUUGCACUGUUAUUAACUAUUUAUAUGUUAAUUGCAUUGAAGAAAAAAUCUCACAGCAGAUAUCUUAUUUUUGGCGACUCUUAUCAACUCGAGGCAGAUAGAAAUAUUACUUUAUUAAUAGGUUCAAAGCAUGGUGACAAUGGAGAAAGUAUUCGCAAGGUAAAUUCUGUUAUCAGUUUACACGACCGUGUUCCAAAUAUUAUUAUACAAUAUGGAGUCGGAGGAACUGCCACAACGUUACAGUUUCAGAUUUUAUGUGUGCUUAUGGCCAUUCUUCAUGAAUCUGAAAUAAACUCCUUAGGCUGUUUCUUUGGAAGAAAACCAUUUUAUAAGUACACUGUUAUUAAAACACAUGAAAUAAAAUACAAUGAACUGCGACUUUUGCCAUUAGAUACUUGGAUUUUCAUGACUUCAAGUAGUAAUCUGUCUGCCGAAAAGCAACUGAAGUUUGAUUAUAAUAAGCGUAAAGUUCAAAUGAUGAAGAUGCACUGUCCAUACAUUGCAGACAUAGAAACUGUUUCGAAACGUGGCCAUUUCAUUGUCCAUGAAUACCGCUCAAUUUUUGGAGUUUCUGACGAACAGAUACAACAGGCAGUAGAAUACUUACGCUAUUGGGACAUACUUCGUUUGUGUUGUGGAAAACAAAUGUCGGCAGAUUGGCGUAAUUAUUUAUCGCCGACCAAAAACUAUAAGCCACAUCAUGGUCGGCAUAGUUCAACAUAUCCUGCUUGCGAAAUGUACAAUAUAAAUAAAGUUGAACAACUUCUGAUGAACACUUACGUAUUUCAGCGCUUUGCACAUAUACCGUCUCUUCGUGACGUUAUAGGGAAGCCAUCAAAUGUUGACGGUAACAUCGAUGGUCAGUACUGUGAGCGAUGUAAUAGAAAUAUUUCGAAAAACCAUUUACGUUUUAAUGAUAAAUGUGUAUAAUGCUUAGAUGAACUUGUUUUGAUAUUAGUUUUAAAAAAUGGCUUAUUCAAAGUAAAUUUGCACUAUUGAUCAAUAUUGAGCGCUCCAUUUUCAAAAAUAAGCUACCGAUGGAACCGCGUAAAAAUUUAAAGCAUUUAGCAUUUAUUUCAUUCAAUGUUCGUAAAUUCAUGAACAAGCUGAAAAAUUGAAAACUUAACAAAUGGCAAGAAUUGUAAAUCUGACACAGUUCGGAAAUACGAACAAGCUGAAAAAAGAAAAAAAAAAUAUCAAGUGAUAUGAAAAAUUAAUCAGACACAGUUCGUAAAUUUACGAAGUUGUUACUUGUUUGAAUUUUAUGUACUAGGUCAAAAUGAUAAAAAUUAUAUAUUAUUGCAAACAUUUGAAGACCAUCACAGGCUCGAAUUCGUAAAUUUACGAACAUAACUAUAUUAAAAAACAAGUCCUCUUUUACAUGAAAAAAAAUAUUUGCGAACUUUGUUUAUAGAUGAACUAGCCAAAGUUAAUAAAAGUGGUCUAUUAUUGUACAAAUCUCAAAAAAAUAUUCAGAAGCUUGACUUCGUGAAUUUAACAAGAAAUUUAUACAUUGAAAAGAAAAAAAACAGAUUAAGAAUUCAUCAAUUUACGAACUUGCCUGAGAAUACACAAAGUAGAAAAAAGUUUACGAACAUAGCCAUAUUUAAAAACAACUCCUUUUAUACCUGAUAACACCAUUUACAGACUUCGAAAAUUUACGAACACAAUUUUAUACAUUGAAAAACAAAUCACAGAUUCGAAUUUCGUAAAUUCACAAACUUGUCUGGGGAUAAAUAGAUUAAGAAAAAGGUUGAAUUUGCAUGUACGAACAUAACUCAAUUUAAACAGUCCGUUUUUAACUUUAUAGAUGAAAAG